AUGUCGUUGUAUUACACGAAAAGCCAAAGGGUUGUACGCGACUUAGACAGAGUAGAGGGAACUCAAGUGCAAAUAGCUUCGGUGAGAGAGGGCAAACUUGAAAUCAACAAGAAGGUUCUUGAAAAUAUCUUGAUGAAACCCCAGUGGAAAGAUGAGCGAGUGAUGGUCUUGUCAAUUGCUGGAAUAUUUCAGUCAGGAAAAUCAUUUUUACUCAAUUUGUUGAUCAGAUAUCUUUCCCAAAAUUGCAAAGACAGGUGGAUGGAUAAUCAAGAGAGCAACGUAGACCGAUUUGAUUGGAGCAAGAAUACAGGAACAUCUGGCAUUUGGAUGUGGAGUAAAGUGUUUUACAUUUUAGAUUCUGACGGUAUUAAGUUUGGAGUCUUAUUGAUGGACACCCAAGGAACUCCUGAUCCAUACUCAGCCACAAAUGAAGACGCACUACUCUUUGCAUUUAGCACGUUAAUAAGUUCUAUACAGAUUUAUAAUUUGAAAUCCGAUAUUAACGAUGCAGAUCUGCAAUUCCUUCAGCAAGUUGCUAGAUAUGGAACCUCAGUUACAGGAGACAAAAAGCCUUUUAAGUCACUGUUAUUUCUUAUUCGGGAUUGGCAGAAUCAACAUGAAUGCAACUUUGGCAAAGAUGGUGGAAUCAAAUGCCUUACAAAAUGCAUGGACAAAAACCAAGACCUUAAACAAUCCAUUCAUCAGGUGUUCGAAAACAUAAGCUGUUUCCUUAUGCCUCGCCCAGUAGAGAAUGCUUGGAAUACUUCCAUUUGUCAAGUUAAAGACAUUGUUGAACAAUUCCUUGUUCAGAUGAAGGCUUUGUUCAAGAUUUUGUUUUCAUCAAAAAUAUCUGAAGUUAAAGAGAUAGAUGGCGAUGACGUCACAUGUGCAAGAUUACUUGAUUACUUUCAGUUAUAUGAGAAGUCUAUCAAUAAAGUCAAGUUUGAAAUUGCAUCAAAAAUUGAGCCACGUCGAGAGUAUUUGCACGUCGGUGGUGGCAACGACAGUGGCAGCAGUGGUACAGGUGGCGCAAGGGCAUCAGCGGCAAAAACAGCAACAGUUGUGACAAAAAUUGGAAACAGCGAUUCUGUGUAUAAGCCUAAAAAGGACAAAAGAGUCCAAUCAGAACCUAAAUGUG
Anneissia japonica is the source of this 1138-nucleotide messenger RNA. Its product is annotated as atlastin-1-like. The record is from RefSeq and is a predicted model, not a curated record. The transcript has 11 exons. Gene Ontology annotation, biological process: endoplasmic reticulum organization; protein homooligomerization. NCBI's taxonomy places the organism in Eukaryota, Metazoa, Echinodermata, Crinoidea, Comatulida, Comatulidae. Gene Ontology annotation, molecular function: GTPase activity; GTP binding. The annotation marks the transcript as partial.